AUGACGGAGGGCACAGGGGGGGCCCAUCGCACCGAGCCCGCCACCGACCUCAGCCGCUGGCGCCUCCGCAGUGCGGGGGGAAGGCAGACGUGGACGUAUUUCCCGGAGGGGGAGGACCCCGGGCGCGAGCAGACCGCGCUGGAGGCCCACUCGCUGGGGCUGGACACCACGGCUUACUUUAAGGACUUGCCCAAAGCGAACACAGCCCAAGAAGGGGCUCUGAACGGGGUGACCUUUUACGUGGGGCUGCAGGCUGAGGACGGGCACUGGGCAGGUGAUUAUGGAGGCCCGCUCUUCCUCCUGCCAGGCCUCCUGAUCACCUGCCACGUGAUGCAAACCCCUCUGCCAGCGGGAUGUAAAGAAGAGAUAGAGCGGUACCUGCGGUCAGUGCAGCUCCCCGACGGCGGCUGGGGCCUGCACGUGGAGGGCAAGUCCACGGUGUUUGGGACAGCACUCAACUAUGUGUCUCUGAGAAUUCUGGGUGUCAGCCCUGACGAUCCUGACUUGGUACGAGCCCGGAACAUUCUUCACAAGAAAGGUGGUGCUGCGGCCAUCCCCUCCUGGGGGAAGUUCUGGUUGGCUAUCCUGAAUGUUUACAGCUGGGAAGGCCUCAACACUCUGUUUCCGGAGAUGUGGCUGUUUCCUGACUGGGCGCCCGCACAUCCCUCCACUCUCUGGUGCCACUGCCGACAGGUCUACCUGCCCAUGAGCUACUGCUACGCCGUCCGGCUGAGCGCCGAGGAGGACCCGCUGGUCCAGAGCCUCCGCCAGGAGCUCUACGUGCAGGACUACGCUAGCAUCGACUGGCCGGCCCAGAGGAACAACGUGGGCUCUGAUGACCUGUACACCCCGCACAGCUGGCUGCUCCGCGUGGUGUACGUGCUCCUCAACCUGUACGAGGGCCACCACAGCACCAGCCUGCGGCAGCGGGCCAUCCAGAAGCUGUACGAGCACAUUGUGGCCGACGACCGCUUCUCCAAGUGCAUCAGUGUCGGCCCGAUCUCAAAAACCAUCAACAUGCUUGUGCGCUGGCAUGUGGACGGGCCGGACUCCUCCGUCUUCCGGGAGCACGUCUCCAGGAUUCCUGAUUACCUCUGGCUGGGCCUCGAUGGCAUGAAGAUGCAGGGCACCAAUGGCUCACAGGUGUGGGACACCUCAUUCGCCAUCCAAGCUCUCCUAGAGGCGGGGGCACAGCACAGGCCCGAGUUUUGGUCUGCCCUGCAGGAGGCACAUGAGUUUAUCCGGAUGUCACAGGUCCCAGACAGCCCCCCCAACUACCAGAAGUACUACCGCCAGAUGAGCAAGGGUGGCUUCCCCUUCAGCACGCUGGAUUGUGGCUGGAUUGUUUCUGACUGCACAGCUGAGGCCUUGAAGUCCAUCUUUCUCCUGCAGGAACAGUGUCCUUUUAUCACCAAACAUGUCGCACGAGAGCGGCUCUACGACGCCGUGGCUGUGUUGCUGAACAUGAGAAAUUCUGAUGGAGGGUUUUCCACCUACGAGACUAGGCGUGGGGGGUACUUGCUGGAGCUGCUGAACCCCUCGGAGGUCUUUGGGGACAUCAUGAUCGACUACACGUACGUGGAGUGCACGUCGGCCGUGAUGCAGGCACUGAAACUCUUCCAUGAGCGUUUCCCGGACCACAGGGCCGGGGAGAUCCGGGAGACGCUCGAGAAGGGCCUGGAGUUCUGUCGGCGGAAGCAGCGGCCUGACGGCUCCUGGGAAGGCUCCUGGGGGAUUUGCUUCACCUACGGCACCUGGUUCGGCCUGGAAGCGUUCGCCUGCAUGGGGCAGAGCUACCGCCGCGGGGCCGUGUGUGCGGCGGUCUCCCGGGCCUGUGACUUCCUGCUGUCCCGGCAGAUGGCGGAUGGGGGCUGGGGGGAAGACUUCGAAUCCUGCGAGGAGCGGCGUUACAUCCAGAGUGCCACGUCCCAGAUCCACAACACGUCCUGGGCCCUGAUGGGGCUCAUGGCUGUCAGGCACCCCUGCCUAGAGGCCCUGGAGAAGGGAGUCCGGUGUCUGCUUAGAAAACAGCUCCCCAAUGGCGACUGGCCCCAGGACAGCCUCUCUGGCAUCUUCAACAAGUCCUGUGUCAUCAACUAUACCAGCUACAGGAACGUCUUCCCCAUCUGGGCCCUCGGCCGCUUCUCCCACCUGUACCCCGAGAGUGCCCUUGCCGGCCGCCUUUGAGGGUGCCUGGCAGGCAGGUGGGUGGGGGGCACCGUCGUCUGGGGUGCUACUGAGCAGCAGCUGUCAUGCGAGUCCAGGAGGCCCCUGCCCCCGGCCACACUCCUCCAGGUGUUGGGACCUGGCCUGGGGCAGGGGUGGGGCUGGUGGCGUUAGGUACUUGAUUUUAAGGGUAGGUUUGUUUCUUGGAAGAGCUGGUGGAGCCCAGGUGAGGAAGGGAACGGGCUGAGCCGUGGCCCCGGCAGGCUGUUGCGCGGCGCCGGCCAGGAUGGGCGUCCUCGCUCUGGGGCUGGGAGGGCGUCCUCAAUACCGCAGUUCUUGGGAGCGGGGAGCAGGGCCUCGUCUGCUUCCCGUCUGGGGCUGCCCAGGGGCCGGCUCUUCCUAUUUCUUUUGUCUGUGGGGCGGAGGGAUGUGAUCUGUUCACCGCCGUGGCCCCGGGCUCGCAAGGUACGCGGACCAGACUUGCUGAGUGUCUGGGGCUCUGCAGAGGAAGUCAGACAUGGCUGCCAGCCGUGCCCUACACCCCAGGCGGCCCGUGCUGCAUUGUGUGGUGCACAAGUGGUGGCCACAGCGGGGCACCAGUGUCCUCUCUCCUGCGUUUAUAACCUGUAGCGUCUUGUGCUGACAGAGGCACAGGCAGGAGGCUAUGUGUGACAAGGGAUGAGUGCUCAUGAGUAGCUUGGCGGUCACCACCAUGGGGCGCCGCGGGUGCUGGGCACAGCAGAGCAGUCAGCACCGCUGGCUAGACAGGCCUGACGCUGCAGGGUGCCCUCUGGCCGCCACCAGCCCUCAUGCGCUGGUCUGUGCUCUGGGCGGAAGCGGGGGCUAGAUCUCCGGGGCAGUGCUUCUUGGGCCCUGAACCUCCGAAUCCCCUUCUGGCUCUAAGUCUGUCUGGUUUGGCGUACGUGGAUUUGGGGCCCAGGAUGGAAAAACCUGCUCUGGAUUUGCCGUCGACCUUUGAGGACGAGUGGCUCAUGUGCUCAGGGCUUCCCUAGCAGUGUGGCUGCUCAGAGUCAAAGUCGGAGCUUUGAUGAGAAUAAAAGCCAGGCCUGGUGCUGCGCCUCGGGCCCCGCCCUGCUUGGCCACGCCGGUGCCCUUCUGUCCCUUGUUCUUCUGUGCCACCUCCUGGAUUGGCAGCCGCCCCUGACUGUGCUCCCUCGGACAGCCAGAUGCCUGAGUGCUCCUCCGUUCCUGCCGUUUUCUGCCCAGAUCCGGCAGGCCGCUUGCCAAGACUUUGCACCACGUGGCCUUGACCCCCCAGCUCUCUUGGCCUUGAGUGCCGUCCCUGACUCUGCUUGGGGCUUGCCUGCUUUCGGGCCUUUGAGCUGUUCCUCCACUGACCUUCUCUUGCCCCAGGGUGGUGCUCCUGCUCUGAGCCCUGCAGGGCGGGGCAGUGUGUACACAUAGGUGGCUCCACCGGCUGCCACACUGUGCGGCAUGUAGUGGGCGUUCGUUCAGUGGACCUACUGAGUGUCAGCACUUUCCCCCGUUUUUAAACUCGGGUUUAUUUUGGCCGAAGGAACUGUUGGGUCCCCUUGCAAUCUAUCGGUUUGCUCUUGCACUUCUUUUAUUGGCCCUGUUCUCCCCCAGCGGGGGCAGCAGCACCACCAGUGGUGACUGAGCACGGUCUGCUCCCGAGAGACCUCCAGGCGGCCAGAUCACUGGGUCAAACCCAAGAAAUGGAAACCUACUUUAAUCCUUCAAGCGUCACUUCUGGGGGUGGCUCCGUGACGGACGGACACGAGCACAUCACACGUGUUCUGUCUCAUCUUGGGAACAGUCACAGACCUGGAGUUUCCAGGGGAUGAGUGGGUGCUUGAAGGUGAGCAGGUGUAUGUCGUUAUUUGAACGGAAUUAUGUGCUUCAGCCUAAUUAAAAAUCACGCUCUCAAUAAAACAGAACAGAAACAAACUCAUAAAAUACAGAACAAACUGGUCGUUGCCAGAGGGGAGAGGAUGGGAGAUGAGUGAAACAGGAGAAGGGGCACGAGCGUACAAACUUCCAGUUAUAAAUGUGCCGGUCACGUGACAGUACGGCGUGAGGCAUAGAGCCUGGGACCGAGCAGUCACGCUGGGCGGUGACCACGCUGACUGGCUGAACCCCUGUGGUGCACCUGCAGCCAGCACAGCCUGGUGCGUCAGCUGUACUUCAGAUGAAAACAUCAGCUUCUCUUUCCUGGGCGAAUCAGCAAAGAUGCUUGAAUUCAAAUUAUUUUUGGUUACUGGGAACAGAUUUUGAGUAUUUACUGGGAAAUUUUUGCUGCAGCCAUAUUACAUUUUCUGUAUUCACCAAAUGUAAACCUUAAACCUUCCCUUUGAGGAAUUCUCUAACUAUAAACCCUUCACUCACAGUGUAAAUUCAACUCUAAGAAAGUAAUUUUCCUUACUGAACCUAAUCAAUAUUGCUACAUAUAUUUAAAUUUUAUUUAGGCAAUAAAGUGUUAAAAAAUUAA
Messenger RNA from Suricata suricatta (meerkat), 4636 nucleotides. RefSeq names its product lanosterol synthase (gene LSS). Lineage: Eukaryota; Metazoa; Chordata; Mammalia; Carnivora; Herpestidae. Gene Ontology annotation, cellular component: lipid droplet. The transcript has 22 exons. Gene Ontology annotation, biological process: cholesterol biosynthetic process; triterpenoid biosynthetic process. Gene Ontology annotation, molecular function: lanosterol synthase activity. The coding region runs from base 1 to 2187 and encodes 728 amino acids. The record is from RefSeq and is a predicted model, not a curated record.